AUAGGUAGGAAUUAAAUGAUUGGGAUCUAUUGGUUGUUAAUUCCAGCUAACUAGUUUAUAAAAGCAUGCAGCGUCAACAAACUUUAAAUGCAGCCUUUAAAAUACAAAAAAAAAGCAGUUUCCGAAGAUCAAACUCCGGUCCAUCAACGAAGAACAACGUGACACAGUGAAUAAUGACAGCGAAUACAAUUCAACAACAUCUAAACACUAAAAGCAAGACAACUUAUUCAUCAGUCGCCAUAAAUCAACUACCUCAACAUCAGGCUCUUCAAGCCUCCUUACAUCAGUCCUCUAAUUCUCAAACUAAGACCUCUUAUCCUAAGGCCCAAAUUCCCCAUCCUAAGCCUCAGACUGCUCAUCCUCAAUUUAAAACACUAAAAAUGCAUUAA
Nezara viridula (southern green stink bug) is the source of this 389-nucleotide messenger RNA. NCBI's taxonomy places the organism in Eukaryota, Metazoa, Arthropoda, Insecta, Hemiptera, Pentatomidae. The record is from the annotation of a GenBank genome assembly.